Messenger RNA from Coffea eugenioides, 1556 nucleotides. Its product is annotated as dof zinc finger protein DOF3.1-like. Lineage: Eukaryota; Viridiplantae; Streptophyta; Magnoliopsida; Gentianales; Rubiaceae. Gene Ontology annotation, biological process: regulation of DNA-templated transcription. Gene Ontology annotation, molecular function: DNA binding; DNA-binding transcription factor activity. The transcript has 2 exons. The record is from RefSeq and is a predicted model, not a curated record. Bases 508 to 1236 code for a protein of 242 amino acids.
UCUAUCCGUCUUAUAUCGCUUCUUCUUCAAUUUUCAUCUAUUUUGCCAGAGUCCCACCUCCAGUACCAUCUCCGGAUUCAAUCUCUUGUUGAGGGAUUAGCUCUCUCUCUAUCUCUGCUUCGAGAUUACAAUUUUAUAUGAUGCCUAAAGCUUCUGCCUUGGGGCUUUGGACGCGGAACAAAAUCUGACCUUUUUUGUCAUAGUUUUAGUGGUGCUCCUCUCCUUUCUUGCUUUUUUCGCCACUUCCCAAGCCCAAAAGGCCAACACCUCACAUAAACCGUAAUUCGUAAACGUUCAAUCAACUUCAAUCCUACCACACAUAGACCAAAUCCCAAUCCUUUUCCCUUCUUUUCAGGCAACCCAAAAAAAAAAAAAACAAAGGAGAACCCAGUUCACAAAAUCAACCAAGAACCACACUUUGAUCCCAAAAUUCGACCUCUUUGUCCGCUUGCUGUUAUAAAGAUCUAAUCUUUGAUCUCUGUAAUCAAGGUUUUCUCGAUUGUGAAAAUGCAAGACCCGUCGAUAUAUUCACAAAUGAAACCGCAAUUUCCAGAGCAAGAACACCUGAAAUGCCCGAGAUGUGACUCUGCGAACACAAAAUUCUGCUAUUACAACAACUACAAUCUCUCUCAGCCCCGCCACUUUUGCAAGAACUGCAGAAGAUAUUGGACUAAAGGCGGUGCUCUCAGAAACAUCCCUGUCGGUGGUGGCUCCCGGAAGAACACUAAACGCAGCUCAUCAACUACCAAACGCUCUUCCUCAGCCACCUCAGCUGCCCCGUCUACCUCCCCUUCCUCAGCCGCUGCAGUCUCGUCAUCAUCACCACCUCCUUCUACCACUCCUCAGACACUGCCAAAAACAGAGCCUUAUGGGCUUGCUCCGCAGGCACUUCAACCCGGUUUUGAUCAGGACCGCAGGAUGAUUCUUGAUGUGGGUGGGAAUGGGAGCUUUAGCUCCCUCUUGUCUUCAAAUGGGGGGCAAUUUGGGAAUUUUCUGGAGGGGUUGAAUCCAAAUGCAUCAAAUUUGCAGCUCUGCGGGUUUGGUGAUCAUGGCCCGAAUCAAGGUCCGGGGGGUCCGGGUCACCAUCAUGGUGAUCCACAUGCGGGUUUGCAAAAUGGGAGUAAUUCUGAGGAGGGGUUUUUAAGUAAUCAGGGUAAUGGAGAUUCUAGCUGCUGGAAUGGGAGCAGUGGUUGGCCUGAUCUUGCCAUUUACACUCCAGGUUCCAGUUUUCAGUAAAACACUAAAAUUGCCCCACAAAAAGGAGGAAAUUAAUUGUUGAGAGAUAGAGGGUAUGUACUUCUAGUCUGCUAUCUACUCUUUGCCAUAUUUAGUAGUCUUACUAAUUUUGAUAAUUCCAAGAGCAUGGAUAGAAUCCCCUUGUUGAGAGUGUAAUCAAGGCUAAAGGGGAAGGUGGGCGUGACCGAUCAAUGCCUAGACACCCAAAAUUGGAAACAAGGACCCCCCACCCCCCCACAAAAAAAAAAAAAAAACCCCCACUAGUGCUGUAAUAGGGGCAUAACUCCGUCAUUAUAUAGUAGUAGUACAAUUAAUUUUUA